This is a messenger RNA of Abrus precatorius (Indian licorice), 3329 nucleotides long. RefSeq lists its product as uncharacterized. The record is from RefSeq and is a predicted model, not a curated record. The transcript has a single exon. Lineage: Eukaryota; Viridiplantae; Streptophyta; Magnoliopsida; Fabales; Fabaceae. The coding region runs from base 827 to 2677 and encodes 616 amino acids.
CGUUACUCGUGGACAUCUAAGACAUCACUAUAGUUCAAAACGUAUGAUCGGCAUCAAGGUAUUUUAUUUUUUCGCCCAGAAAAAAACAUAUUCAUAAUGAGUUUAUGAUUUCAAACAAAAUCCACAUUUUAAAAUUACUAUUAUUUCGAAGCACGAAUUUAUAGCAUAUUAAUCCAUUUGAUGUCUUAUAGUGAUAAAAUUUAGCUUAAAAUGUUAUUUUAAAUUUUAGUAAGGACUAUAAAUGAUACGAUAUCUUAUCUACCUAACAAGGAGGCAACGAUAACUCAAUUAUAGCCAUAUCCCAUAAUUAAUGUCUUGAUAAUGAAUUUAUGUUGAAUCCAACUUCCAUAGGUGACUUUAACAAACUAGAUAACAGCAGUAGUUGGUCCACAUUCGGCGAUAUUCCAUAGAAAAACAAAUAUAAAACGCGUGAGAAAGAAACAGGUUCAUAGAAGGAAAAAGGCACAGCUGUAAGCUAAUCAAAGUUUUGAAAAAUCUUUGAUUUUUGAACUUCACUUCAAAGCAUCGAAAUUUAUCAAAUAUUAUUUUCCUUAAUACAACAAAUCGCUUCUUAUCAAUUCUGAGAGUCACUCACAUGAUAUUAAAACCCACGUUGGGAGUAACACAGUUUUUGGUUAUGGUUUUUUUCUGGGAAACUCUUCAAUUUUUUUCUUUGAUCUUUGAAGAGACUCUUUUGGAGUGUUGUCAUCAAAGAUAACAACUUUGCUGUGUUGGGGGUUUGGAAAACUUGGAUUUGGUUUUGGCCGUUUUUUGAUAUCGUGGCUUGGAUUUGUAUGUUCUGUGGCGGGGAUCUCGGGAGUUUCUGAUGGCAGAGAAGGUAGAGAACCAUAGGGCUCUUUGGUCUUCAAGCCCAAUACUUAACUGGCGUUUUGGGUUGCUCACUCUUCUUGUUCUGGUUGGCAUGGUCGUGGUUUGGAGCAUUGAUGGCUGCACUGUUAGGAACAUCAUCGAAGCUUGGAGGUAUGGUCAAGAUUCUUUUUCUCUAAGGUCUCAUUCGCCUAAUUUUACUCAUUCGCUUCAUCCCAAUAUCACUUUUGUCACCCCAUAUAGUCCAGUUAGUUUCAAUCAAAACCAAACCAAUGCUACCCAAUUUGAUCCCCACAAUCAUGGGAACAUCACACUGUCUGAGUACAGUGAACCAGUUUCAGCUAAGAACUAUAGUAGUGAUGUGGUGUUUGAUAAGCUUCACAAAACCCUACUAAAGCCUGAAGUUCAGGAGCAUGCAACUUGGCUUUCAAGUGAAUUAGAGCCCAACUUGACUUCUAAUCUUCUUGCAAGAUGGUUAGCUCCUGGGGGAGAACCUUGUAAAGAUUCUAAGACACUGGGAAUUUCAAUUCCUGGUUUGGAUGGUGGGCAAUUGAUAGAGCUAUCAGCUGGUGAUGUGCAUGAAUUUGGUUUUCAAGCAUUGGAUGAAUCAGGGAAACCUCGCUGUUUGGGAGGGGAUUACUUUGAGACUGAUCUUUCAGGGGAAUCAUGGAAAUCUAGGCCUUUGGUGAAAGAUUUCAGUAAUGGUUCUUACUCCAUUUCCCUUCAAGUUCAUCCAGAUUUUGAGGGGCUUUACAAUCUCACUAUAAUUCUGCUUUAUAGACACUAUGAAGGCCUGAAAUUCACCCCGUGGCGAUUUGUCCAUGAUCAAGUGCUUUGCAAUGUUGCUAUCAGAUUCUACAAAAGCAGUGCUCAGUUACAAGAAUUAACGACCUGUAAAGCUUCUGAUUUUGGCAAGGAUGUUUGGAGUGGAAGGUGGACAAGGCAUGGCAAGAACGAUGAGUGUCAAAUAGGUAAUGAUGGUAGGUAUAGAUGCUUAGCACCGGAUUUUCCCUGUAAAGCUCCAUGGUGUGAUGGUUCCUUGGGAAUUCUAGAGAGUAAUGGUUGGGUUUACUCAACACACUGCUCAUUCAAGAUGUAUUCUGCUGAGUCUGCUUGGAAGUGCUUGAAGAAUCGGUGGAUUUUCUUUUGGGGUGAUUCAAAUCAUGUUGACACGAUACGAAACAUGCUCAAUUUUGUUUUAGAUUUGCCCGAAAUACAUUCUGUCCCUAGAAGAUUUGAUAUGAACUUUUCUAACCCAAAAGACCCUUCUCAAACGGUUAGGAUCACAAGCAUUUUCAAUGGGCAUUGGAAUGAAACACAAAACUAUUUAGGAUUGGAUGCUCUGAGAGAUGAAGGAUUUCAAAGUUUGUUGAAUAAAUACUUCUCAGAAGACACAAUCCCGGACACUGUGAUCAUGAACUCUGGAUUGCAUGAUGGUGUUCACUGGCGUAAUAUAAGAGCAUUUUCUGCUGGUGCAGACUAUGCAGCAUCAUUCUGGUCAGGUAUUAUGAUGAGAGUGAAGCAAAGAGGUUUAGCAUGGCCACGAGUCUUUUAUCGGACCACAGUUGCAACUGGUGGAUAUGCAAGAUCACUAGCAUUUAAUCCUAACAAAAUGGAGGUUUUCAAUGGAGUGUUCAUAGAGAAGUUGAAGAAAUCUGGCAUUAUAACUGGUGUGAUUGAUAACUUUGAUAUGACUUUUCCAUGGCAUUUUGAUAACCGGUGUAACGAUGGAGUUCAUUAUGGAAGGGCUCCUGCAAAGAUGAAGUGGCGAGAUGGCCAAAUUGGUCAUCAAUAUUUUGUGGAUCUCAUGUUAGUUCAUGUUCUGCUAAAUGCACAAUGUGCAAGAUAGCUUGGGAGAUUCAGUUUAAAAGAGGAGAAAAUCAGAAUUCAAAACUUUAUCACAAAGUGGAUAUGGACUUGAAUAAAGUCUCUUCAGGUAGCCUCCACCAUUUUGGGUUGUGUAUUAUUUGUUCACCACGAGUUAGAUUAAGCAUUCUUUUUUGUUCAUAGAUUUUUAAGCAUUGAGUGUUGUGUAUUCAUGAGCUCCAUUAAUAGAUUAGCAGAGGAUUUAUAUCCUUCAAAACACAUUUUCCUAUGGACGAUCAAUAUGAAGUUUAUAGCGAAUAUAUGCUUCAUUUGCAAAUUUCUUCUUUGAGUAGCUGUGGGAUAACAAAAUAAUAGCUAAGCAAUUGUUUUAUGACUUUGACGCCAUAUACAAAGGCUUGUGGUUAGUUACCUACGAUAGCUUUUGCACCUUUUCUAGUUGACAUGAAAUUAUGUUGGCGGAGUUUCCAUAACUCCUAGUUUGCUUAUAAAACAACCAACAUAAAAUGAUAACGAAAGGUAAAACUUCAAAUCCAAACCUCCUUAGUUUAUUCCACAAUCUGUUAAGAAUUCUGUCUAUGGCUUCAUUAGAUUCUUGGGGUACACGUCCAGCAAUUGGAGGAUUGGACAGCUCUUUACAAGAAAUAACAAUUGGCAUUUGCCACCAAUCAACAAGU